Zerene cesonia (dogface butterfly) is the source of this 2428-nucleotide messenger RNA. It is a transcript of the gene RpL18, whose product is annotated as protein LSM14 homolog A. The coding region runs from base 35 to 2401 and encodes 788 amino acids. NCBI's taxonomy places the organism in Eukaryota, Metazoa, Arthropoda, Insecta, Lepidoptera, Pieridae. The record is from RefSeq and is a predicted model, not a curated record. The transcript is spliced from 13 exons. Gene Ontology annotation, biological process: cytoplasmic stress granule assembly; P-body assembly; translation. Gene Ontology annotation, molecular function: mRNA binding; structural constituent of ribosome. Gene Ontology annotation, cellular component: P-body; ribosome.
UUAAUCAUCGAAAGUUAAUUUACAAAGUGACAAGAUGAGUGCUGGAAUGCCUGAGUUAGGCUCCAAAAUAAGCCUAAUAUCAAAAGCCGACAUCCGUUAUGAAGGCCGUCUCUUCACCGUUGAUCCCCAGGAAUGUACGAUUGCUUUAGCUAGCGUGCGAUCUUUUGGUACUGAAGACAGGGAGACUCAGUAUCCAGUUGCUCCUCAGAGCCAAGUCUAUGAUUACAUCUUAUUCCGCGGCUCUGACAUCAAGGACAUCCGUGUGGUCAACAAUGUACCCUCCUUACCCAACGACCCUGCCAUUGUGCAGAUGUCUGUACCACCAUCAAUUGGAAGCGGUAACCAAGGGCAAUAUGUGGGGCAGUAUAACCAUCCAGUUGUGGGACAAACACAGUAUCCACAAUAUUAUCCGAUGGGUGGGUUUCCGAGCAGUGUGCAUCCUCAAAUGAAUAAGACGAGUGAGUUGUCCCCACAAACAUCAGUGGAUCUGGCUCCGCAACAACCCGUUACAGCUCCUAUUGGAUCCGGAGUUGUACAUCACAACCAAGUGAAAGACCAAGGUUCCAUGCUAGAUUUGAUUGGAGGAGGGUCCCAACAAAGUGCAUCUCGGUCAGGAACACCAGCAGCUGUGGGACACAGGAAGAGCCCUACUGCGGACCAGGGUACCCAGCAGGUCGGUACGGGCGCGAGCGGUUCCUCCCAGCGCGAGUCCCGCCGCGGCGGCUCUACCAACAAGCCGGCGAACCGCCCGCGACAGAACUCGCGAAGCCGCCAACGGCAGUCCAGCGGCUCCCAACCCUCGCAGCCCCAGCAUCAACAACACCAACAACAACAUCAACAACAUCAGCAACAGCAGCAGCAACCCCACCACCACCACCAGCCCGGUGAGCUCAUUGAAAGCCAAGGGUACAACAGGGGCGGUUGGAGGGGUCGCUCGCGCGGGCGCGGCCGCGGGUUCGUCCCCCGCAACAAGAACACGCUCAAAUUCGACAAUGAUUAUGACUUCGAGCAAGCUAACACCGAGUUUGAGGAGCUUCGCAGUCAACUGGCCAAGGCUAAGAUCUCAGACGGCGACACGAAGGUGGAGAACAAUGGCGAAGUUGACAAGAAGGACGAUUCGGGCAACGAGACCGGCGCGGGCGAGGCGGAACUGGAAGAUGAUUUCACGGGAUACGAUAAGAAGAAGAGCUUCUUUGAUAACAUCUCGUGUGAGGCUGUUGAGAGGCAAAAGGGUCGCAGCCAGCGGACGGACUGGCGGACGGAGCGCAAGCUGAACUCGGAGACGUUCGGCGUGGCGUCCGCGCGCCGCGGCGCGUGGCGCGGCCGCGCCGGCUGGCGCCACCCGCACAACCCGCACAACCCGCACCACCAGCCCAUGUCGUACUUCCCGAGCUGGCGGGCGAUGCGCGGCGGGCGCGGGCGCGGCGGCGCGCCGCAGCACGCGCAGCCGCACGGCGCGCACAGCAACCACAACCACGCGAGCGCGCACCGCCAGCGCAGCGCGCCCAACGCGCCGCCCGCGCAGCCGCCCACCGCUACUGACAAUUAUGAGGCCGUAACUCUUUUAACAAGAACUGGCAGCAUAGCUGGACAAUACCAACAACAUCAAAUUGAUCACCAUAGGGCAACAAAUAUUGAACAUUAUCAGAUGUUACUGCACAAGUACCUGUGUAAGCAUAAUCUAAUAUCAAGCUCAUAUAAUAACUGGAUAAUAUGCAACCUGUGGCAUAAAGUUGGAAUGUGCAUAAAUGUUUUAUUACUAGCAACCCUCAUUUUGUUAAAUGUCAACGUCAACCAUUGUUAUUGUCUAUUUUUGUCUAUAGACCCUCUUUUUCAUCCGGUUGUCAAUAUGGGUGUCGACAUCAAUCAUAAACACGACAGGAAGGUUCGGCGCACCGAAGUUAAAUCUAAGGAUGUGUACCUUAGGUUGCUUGUGAAGCUUUACAGAUACUUGGCCAGACGUACUGAUGCCAAGUUUAAUCAGAUCGUAUUGAGGAGGUUGUUCAUGAGCCGUAUUAACCGUGCGCCUAUCUCCCUGUCGCGACUGGCUCGUCACAUGAAGAAGCCCACUCGCGAAGGUUUAAUCGCAGUGGUUGUCGGCACCGUGACCAACGAUGUGAGGCUGUACAAGGUCCCAAAAAUGACUGUAGCUGCCCUACAUGUGACUGAGAAAGCGCGUGCGCGUAUCUUGGCUGCUGGAGGUGAGAUCCUGACAUUCGAUCAGCUGGCACUCCGUGCGCCCACUGGCCGCAAGACCGUUCUUGUCCAAGGCCAGAGGAACGCCCGUGAAGCUGUGCGUCACUUUGGCCCGGCGCCAGGUGCACCUCGCUCACAUACUAAGCCCUAUGUGCGUACAAAGGGACAUGAACGCGCAAGACCACACCGUCGUUCAAAUGUUUAAUUUUUUAAAUAUAAGGACUACUAUCUA